Messenger RNA from Aspergillus ruber CBS 135680, 882 nucleotides. RefSeq lists its product as uncharacterized. The transcript has a single exon. NCBI's taxonomy places the organism in Eukaryota, Fungi, Ascomycota, Eurotiomycetes, Eurotiales, Aspergillaceae. The record is from RefSeq and is a predicted model, not a curated record. The coding region runs from base 419 to 799 and encodes 126 amino acids.
AAUGGUUCGAAAAAGACGAAGAGGACGAAGAUGAUUUAAGAUGACCCAAUGAAAACAAAAACAUCACUUACUUAACAACCUCCGACUCGGAAUAUCUCGAACGCGCACUAGCCAAUACAAGCGACGGCGUAUACGCGCAAGAAAUCCAUCUCCUCCUUCUCAAAAGACAAUCAGCAGCAGAGAUCGAGCAGAAUCUUCGCUGGGCGCAGGAUAUCAUCGAGGCGGAUAUCAAGGGACGGUGGAUCGUGCAGCGGGAGAUUCUCAUUAAAGGGAAGGUUCAGAGUCUAUGUAUUGAAUUAAUGGUGCUAGGCAUGGAUGGGGAUCCUGAUUUUGGUGACUGCGAGGCCGAAGGAAAGGAUGACGAGGUGAGCAAAAAAGAAGACCAGAUUGUUGCGCAAAGCCGAAUUUCAGUGUCUGAAUGAUGACUACUGGCGACACAAACAGCAUCUCUGGCGUCUGGAGGCAAAUACACCCCUGGGAGCAGUGGGACGAGCAUAUAAAGCGUGCAGACAGAAGCCAAAUUGGUACCUUCCUGAAUGGCUGCGCCGGGAUUGUGCUGGGAGGGGUGGGUGCUGUGGACGCAAAUAUGGGUGUUGUGAGAAAACCCGGGAAACAGCGGGAGUGGAGUUAUGGACACUGUACCAGUGCAUGCUGGUGUUGUAUUCAGAGUAAAGAGUGCUCCACCCAGGACAACAUGACAGUGGAGGAUGAUCUGAAGGUUGUGCCAUUUGAUCUUGUUGCUUACAAGACUCCGUAUGAUGUGCGGGUGUUUCGUGGAUAUAUCUGGGGCAGGGGCUGAGACUGUUUGGAAAGUAAUGGUGUCUAGUAAUUAGCUUGCAUCUGAUUUCCGUUAACUGGUUUCUCCUGGUAAUCGGUAUUGUU